UGCAUUUAUUUUUUUCCAGGAAAUCAUCACUUGUGGAUGGGAUGUCCUGUCUCUAAAUUGAAUAUCCUGUGGACCAUUGUGAGACAUAUUACUAGCGCCUCAACAUGUCCAGGAACCAAGGUGCCAGAAGAGCCGGAGGCCACCCAAUAUCUAUCAACGGAAUUCUUGACAAUGCCAUGAGGGCAGUGAAAGAUGCACAGAUUGCUGUUGCCCAGAUACAGAACAUCUCCGACAUAGACAAAGCCCCGCCCUACAUCUCUCCUAACACCUCUUUGGUGAACCCUAUGACUGGGGAGAGGAUACCUCCCACUGGAGCCUCUUCAUCAGCAUCUGCCGCCAGACAACCAGUAACCAAAGAUAACUCAGCAAUCAAAAGGACAUAUGGUACCCCAAUCAACAUCGUGAACAGUCUACAGAUCGGCCACUACAACACGAUGUACGUCCAGACAGGACGCCAGCAGAACCAGGAGGUGGAAGAGGACUCAUCCUCCGAUUCUGACAACUUUGACAAUGAGGAAGACGUACAGGAGCAGGGGUGA
Haliotis rufescens (red abalone) is the source of this 539-nucleotide messenger RNA. RefSeq lists its product as uncharacterized. The transcript has 4 exons. Lineage: Eukaryota; Metazoa; Mollusca; Gastropoda; Lepetellida; Haliotidae. Bases 105 to 539 code for a protein of 144 amino acids. The record is from RefSeq and is a predicted model, not a curated record.